Messenger RNA from Paramecium octaurelia, 2974 nucleotides. Lineage: Eukaryota; Ciliophora; Oligohymenophorea; Peniculida; Parameciidae. The record is from the annotation of a GenBank genome assembly.
AUGUUAAUUGACUGCAUACUGAUUUGCAUCAUUAAGACAAUUUAAAAGCAAAAUUUUAUUGAAUUUAUUUAUAUGAAUUUAACAUAAUUAGAGUCCAUCUUUCAAUCAUUUAACACUUAAAAAACGUUUCCAACUUAAUGGACAAUAGAUCAAAUACGCAAUUUUUGUGAUCAUUACAAACUAGAAUGGGCCAAAGAUAUUUUAAGAGUAUUAGAUUGAAGCUUAUGAUUUUUAGAUUCAUAAUAAUAAACAAUUAAAUGUCGAUCAUUUACUUUUAAAUAAUGUACUUGGUGCUAAAUAGAGAAGAAAUCAUGAUAAAGUCUAAGAUAAAAUAUCCAUUUUAGAGGCAUAAGGAUUGCAGAAUGAAGUUAUAAGAGAAGUUUGUUUGGCGAAUUAAUUCUUUUAUCGAAAUUUUAGCGAUAAAAACAUUCAAUAUCAAAUCAUUAAAUUAAAAAUAUGGUCUUUCAUCCUUAAUAUUUAUGAAGCCAAUCGUCAAUCACUUAAAAGAUUGUAAGGAUUGCAUAGAAGUAAAAUAUGUACAAGAGGAAAAUGUUGUCGAUGUUCUGGACCAGAAGGAAAAUGUACUUGUGAAUUGCUAUAAGAAAUUCUUCAGCAAGUCAAUUGCUAUAUUAAGUAAAUAUUUAUAGCAGACAAAUCAAUUGAACAUAGAAGAAAUAAUGACAUCUAUAUAAAAUCAAAUCUCAUCAAACUUUUAUUCACUAAUACAUAAUAUUUACCUAAAGAAUCUCCUCUUUUUUGGGAUGUUGAUUAGGUAAGUGUUCUAUUAAAGAUUGUUAAAUUGGAAUGUUUAGAUUAGCUUUUUAGAUAGAAUUUAAUUGAUGGAUUUGUGAUUUCAGUUUUGGGAAAAUGCCCAUUCACAGAAACUAGUCAAUUGCUCAAACUAUUUGAUUUCAAUUUAUAAAAUAAUACAAAGAUUCAAAAUGUUAGAUUGCAGACACAUUCUAAACUGACUUAACUAUAAAAAUAUACCUAUAUUCAAAACGUGUUUUUAAUGUUGUUUUAUUUAGCCAAUACAUUAAACCAAACUAUUUAUAAUUGCUUAGAAAUUGAUCAAUUUUAAACAGAGGGAUAAUAAAUUAGCCAUUUUGAUUAUUAUGAUUUAUUCUAUUUUAAAGCAAAAUGUCCAUAAAUCUGGAAGAAAUCUCCUGAUAAAAAAGCCCAAACCUCUGAUAACUUGGAAACUUUUAAAGUCUUCAAUUUAGAAGAUGGUCGACACGAAUCAAUUGCCAUAGAUGCUUUUAGAUCCAAUUCUGUCAAUCAUGUUAAACAAAAUGUUGAUCUUUAGAAAAUUCAAAAGGCUUCUUCUGGAAUUGAAAGUAGUGUACGCUAAAGAUAAGAUCUCAUAUAUUGCUAAAAAGAGUUGGAAUAGAAGGCCUAAAAUAUUUCAAUUGGCGAGGCCAAUACUACUGAAACUACCACUACUGAAGCUACUCCUUUAAUUGAUUCUUCCAAGAGUUCUGUUGAUAACUAGAAAAAUAUGUAAGAGUCUGUAUAUUUUCCAUAAAAUUAAGAAAUGCAAGAAAGUGUAUAUUUUUAAGUGCCCUAAUAAGAAUAAAUGCAAGAGUCUGUUUAUUUCCCAUAAUAAGAUGUUAAGCCUAUGUAAGAAUCGGUAAUUUUUCCAUAAAAUGAGCAGAGAUAAAUGCAAGAGUCAGUUUACUUCAUUCCUCCCUAAUAGUAAAUGAAAGAGUCAGUUUACUUUCCUUAAUAAGAAAAGCAAGAAAAAUAGUUGGAAGGAUCUGUCUAUUUUUAGAAUAAAAUGCAAGCUUCUGUGGCCUUUCCUCAAAAUUAAACUGAAUAAAUGCAAUAAUCAGUAAUAUUUUAAGAUCAAAAUAAAAAUGAUUUAGGAUAAUCAGAAAUGGUAGGCUAAUCAGUAAUGAUGGGAUAAUCUAUAUUUGUUAAUAACAAUAACAAUAUUAAUAAUAACAAUAUUAAUAAUAAUAAUAUUAAUCAUAAUAAUAAUAAUAAUAAUAAUAAUAAUAAUAAUAGUAAUAAUAAUCAUAAUAGUAAUAAUAAUAAUAAAGUUUAAGACCCUUUCAACAAAUCUAUAAAUAUUGAACACAUAAUUAAUGAAGUGUAAUAAGAUAAGAAAGUAUAGGAAUUUAACUAGAAGUCAAAAGUCAUUUUUUCAUAAAAAAGUGAUACAAAGAAGGAAGAAAUGUAAAAUAGAACACCCACAAGAUAGAAAAGAAUAAGAUUAAUUACAUCCAUUGAAUAAAACACUUUGUAGAGCGUUAUAAUGAAUCCAUUUAUUCUAAAUGUGAGUCAUCAAAUGAAGAUAAAAUCUGAACAAUUUCAUAAAGUAAAAUUGAAAAUGAAAUAUAUUAGAUAUUAUUAAUAAAUUUGAUAGGAGCAACAUUCGGUAGAAGUCAGGAUAAUCAAUACGUUUUAUAAGAUCAAUCCAAGAUCUCCUCGAAACAUGCAAGGAUCAUAGUUGUAAAUGGUAUUUUUAUGAAAUAGAAAAGAUAGGUUUCAUUUAUAGGAUUUAGGAUCUAAGAGAGGGACUUUUGUAAAUGCCAAUAAAAUGAGAAUUAAAAAAGCUAUGGUCUUUUAUAUUGGAGACAAACAAGCUUUUCAAAUUUUAGAAGUGAAUGAAAAAGAGGGAAUCCUAGUACUUGCAUUUGAUAAGGAGUUAAUUGACACAAAAUAAAUUAACCUUAAAAUUGGUGAAACUUGGUGUGUAGGUAGAGAUUUGAAGAGAACUAAUUACUAAUUCAUAGGAUAUCCUAUUCAUCAAUCCUUAUCCCAAAUUCAUUGCAUAAUUUCUUAUGUGUAGAAGGAUGGAGUGCCAAAAUUCAUUAUAGAUGAUUAAAAUUCAAAAAAUGGAACUUGGCUAAGAUUGAGUGACAAGAAACUAUUAAGUGAACCUUAGUUAUUGCUGAGGAAUAGCAAAUUUAACUUGGCUUUUGAGAUAUAAUAUGAAGUGAUUGAUGUUUAUUAUUAAAAUAAUUAAUGA